CUCAUCUCGUCUCCAGGCAUCCCUCAUUCUCUUCCUCAUCAUCAAACGCCGGCCCUGUUCUCCCAAACCCCUCGCUUCGAUUCAUCCUCCCAUCCUUUCAUGCAUUGCUAUUGUUUCCCAUUCUUUUCCUCUUCUUGACCAGUGACCAUGACGAACGACAAGACUCCUCGAGAGUCACCCAUUCCUCCCCCCCUCGACCCCUUCCCCACUUAUCAGACUCCAUACACUCGCCCCGAAAGAGACAGUGACAACCCUUUUAUCCAGUUCCGUCGAGCAGCGGAUGAUGCCUUUUCCUCUUUCUUUCAAGGAAUCCCCCACCUCUUCGGUGCUCAUUUCAACGACACCCAUUGGAAGCAGAACGUUGACGAGACGAUGCGGAGGAGACAUGAAUUGGAGGAGGGGUGGAGGAAGCAGUUUGAACAGGAGAUGGAAGAGAUGAGACAAGAGCUUGAGAGAUCAAGGGUUGCUACUUCCAAGGCUCUGCAAGAUGCCUUUGCCCCGAUCCGAGACCAAACACCUACCCUCGAGUCGAUGCACCAGAGACAUGAGGUAGAAGAAUCUCAGAGGACAAGAAGUUCGAGCCAUGAAGUUGCGAAACCAAGACCUGAUGCUGCAAAAGCAGUGGAAGAUACAUUUGCCAUGAACUCAGAACGCUCGCCUUCACCCUGGUGGACAAUUGGCAAUAAUGCCAAACAUCCUGCCUCGAGCAACACCACUCCCCAAGACAAUGCUAAAAGAUGCCCCGCUCUAUACGAUGAUGCUGGGCAGCCCAAAACUGAAUUGGAUCUUUAUAACAACCUCUCUCCAACUCCAACACACGAUCCUAAGCCUCGACAAACAUGGUCUCAAUGGUUUGUCCCAGGAGACGUGAAGUCUCGGGAGGCCGCCAUGCAGAACGACGACAAAAGUUCGCAUGAUGUUGUUACCACGUCUCAGCCUACCCGCUACAGCAUGUUUGGUGUUCGCCGCUUAGACCCCUUCGACAAUCCUGAUCAUACCAUUCCCUGGCUUAUGCUGAGCCCUUAUUCUCCCAUUUAUCUCUGCAAUCCAACACAGCCACGCAUGUUUCGAGUCAGGAUCCAAGACUCGGAGAAUACGCCCUUACAAAUUUCACGACCCAGAUUCUUCGACCGCUGGUACUCAGACGUGGAUGAGAAACUCGCAAACCAACUUCCCUGGGCAGAUGCCUUCGAGGAUUUAAUCAGCGUUCAACAAACUGGAGAGAUGGUAGAUCGAAACUAUUCAACGUUGCGCACGCCCCCCACCUGGAUCCAUGAUAUGGUUGCUCGUGGCAGCUUGGGAGAUCGCUGGGGCUUUGAUGCCAAUGGCUUUCUAGUGAAGAAACUAGCUGGAUCACGGUCUCUCGCAACGACGGAAAGUUCAAAGAAUGGUUGUGCUUGGAAACGCGAGGCUAAGGGUGCACCGUCUUGUCACAAUGAGAAGACGUCCGCAGUGGAGAACAACUCAAGCGAGGACACCUCUAUCGAUAAGUUUGUCGACGACGUUACCGAACCUCUUGCGCAUUCUCCUAUCUUUGGAGGUCUUCUUGCAACCGCCGAUGCCAUUGUCGACGCUGUUGAAAGAGGCAUCGAAGAUUCAAAACACAAUCACGAUGAAGCGCAAACCGAGUCUUUUACAGAACCGGAAGAAGAAACCGAAACCGACAUCUCGCGUGAACAAGAAGAGACUGGUUUCCCUCCCUAUCACUCCUCAUCUUCGUCUUCUUCCUACGAAUCUUAUUUUGCCUCAUCGUCAUCAUCUGAAGUCCCUGAUUCAAAGUCCAUCAUUUCGACGUUGACCUCAACCGUCACACGAACUCUUCCUGACGGGUCCAUUGAGACUAAACGAGUGCUGAAGAAGCGGUUCGCUGAUGGCUCAGAGGAGACUGAUGAAAGCACCGAACGUCAAAAUGCGCAGCGAAAGUCCGUCGCCAAACAAACUCAGACCUCAUCAUACAGAAACCAGCAAGCCACAGCUCAGGCUAACCAGUCGUCUGGUCAAGAUGAUUCUGCCAAAGGCACGGUCCAGAAGGCCAUUGAACAGGCCAGAUCAACCAAGGAACAGCACCACCAGGUAUCUGAGAAGGUUAAUGAAGCUCCCACAGGAAAUCGAAGAGGAGGCGGCUGGUUUUGGACAAAGUAGGGGUCAGAAUUUCUUCUCAAAAGCCAAGCUCAAUUUGCAGGAUACUUAGGAUCAGAGAGCCUCCUCCUUUACACACCUGACCACUCUCCCCUUACUGCUCUCCUCCACCAAACACAGUAUGUACAGAUAACAUGACCUUCUCAACUCGACAUAUUCUACCAUUUUCAUCCGGAUUCAUAGUAUGACAUGUGUAUGAACAAUCACAAUUCCACAUUCUUGGUUUCUAUA
Messenger RNA from Exophiala mesophila, 2370 nucleotides. RefSeq lists its product as uncharacterized. Lineage: Eukaryota; Fungi; Ascomycota; Eurotiomycetes; Chaetothyriales; Herpotrichiellaceae. The transcript has a single exon. The coding region runs from base 148 to 2142 and encodes 664 amino acids. The record is from RefSeq and is a predicted model, not a curated record.